AUGAGUGAGUGCUCUGGAGCAGCCGUUUCUGGGGCGGUGAUUCUGGAGGAGCCAGAGGGUCCUGGGGGCUCAGGGGGCCGUGGGGAGGGUCAGGCCCAGGACCAGGGGCCCCUGCGUUGCGGAGGUUGCACACUGUGGCCACGCCAGCAGACAUGGCUAUGUGUGGUCCCUUUACUCAUUGGUUUCAUUGGUUUGGGAUUGAGCCUAAUGCUACUGAAGUGGAUCGUUGUGGGGACAGUUAGGGAUUACGUGCCAACGGACCUGGUGGAUGCUAAUCGAAUGGGCCAGGAUCCUAUCUUUCUCUCUAAACCUAGUGGCGUCCCUAAAAACCCUGAUACAACCACCACCACGACAAUCGGCGGAGGCAACCCCACAGCUAGAACUGUAACGGUGGCCAAAGGUAUAACCCAAUCGGCUACCACUACUACCACCGUCAACCCGAGAGGGGGCGGAGCCUCAGGUAGUCAGGUGACUCCUCGGAAUCCUGGAAAUCGUAAUGGGCGAGGACCCGGGGUUAUGGCAACAACUUCAACUGCUUCUCGAACCAAUUCUGCCACGGGGCCGGCGACCCCCAGCCCUUCUCCAUCCAACCCCACUGUCCUCCAUGACUCAACGCAGAUGUGGACCCUGGACCACACCACCACUCAGAGGGCCUCCACCACGCUCACCACACGCAUUCACGGCCAUCACAAAACACCAGCGUCUCCUACCACCCCUCCACUGCGGUCUGAACAUUUCAAACCUUGUCAUGAAAAGGACCUGGCCUACUGCCUCAAUGAUGGGGAAUGCUUUGUCAUUGAGACUCUCAGCGGGCCUCACAAGCACUGCAAGUGUCGAGAGGGAUACCAGGGAAUCCGCUGUGACCAGUUCCUACCGAAGACUGACUCCAUCCUGUCAGACCCAACAGAUCACUUAGGCAUCGAGUUUAUGGAGAGCAAGGAGGUGUCCAAGAGACAGGUCCUGUCAAUCACAUCCAUCGCUAUGGCGAUCAGCCUCCUGGGUACCCUCUGUAUGGCUCUCUACUGUCGCAACAAGAGGCGCAGAGAGAAGCUCCAAGCCCACCUGAAAGAGUCUCGCAGCCAUAAGAACUACAGUGCCAAUGCUCCGAACGCCCUGGACGCCAAGGCUGGGACCGCCAACACCAACAUGCAAAUGCACAAGUACUGUAAAAGGUCCUCCCAAUCUCGCGAGGGCACUGUCUGUGAAUCCAGCUUUUGCAAUAUAAACAACACUCCUUCCAACAGCUCCAGAGGGCCAGUAAAAUAUUACAGAAGUGGUUCCUUGUCCCACAGCCCAGACCAGAGAGCUCGGGCAUCCCAUUGGUCAGUUCCACGAAGGACCCCUCCUAUACCCAGAGGAAGGCUGAAUCCAAUUGGGGGAUCCAAAUAUUCAAGCCCCGCCUACCAACACCUCCAGGAAGUAGAGCCAUCUGAGAGAGAGGCUGAGGGUCAGAGAGGGAGCAAGCAGGAGGGAGAGAGCCCAGCCCAUGAUGCCAUACAGGACACCAUCCUGCAUAUACGACCUCCUGUUGCAAUGGAGACCACUUCAUCAUCAUCAUCAUCAUCAUCACCAUCAUCGUGGGGCAGCCACGUGACGGUGAGUGCUCCUUCUGAGCGCCAGGAUCCGAUUCCCAUCAGCCGCAGCCUCCGGAGACCCAGCCGGCGCCCUGGCCACUCCUCCCCUCCUCCAUUUCGCUCUUGUUCCAUCCCUAUCAUUCCCUCUGUUCAGGGUCACCAUGACAACGAAAUGUCCUGUAUGCAAACCAGCGCCGCACCAGCAGCCGAGUCCUCGGCUGUGUCGGUCACUUGCUGCGCCACUCCGCUUAAGGACGAAGGAGGACCAAGAGAGGGAGCACGUGAAACGUCCUCGUCCUCCUGCUCAUCUGCCAUUGGUCAGCCAGAGGAGGAGGUGGCCCUGCUGCUGAAGGAGGCUCAGGAGCAGCUCAGUGCAUUGGCUCUGGCUCAUCGGAGGCAGGAGGAGGGCAGACUCAGCAGUGGGUCGGUGGCUUUGUCUGUGCAGGCCAGAGAAACUGUGUGCUUUCUGAGCCCCAAUGGAGGAGGAGCUGGAGGUCUGAGCUCCAACGGACCCACAGAAACCCAGUUGUUCAGCCACAGUCUAUCACACAGAGACGUGGGCCAAACUGGCAAAUGA
This is a messenger RNA of Lampris incognitus (smalleye Pacific opah), 2151 nucleotides long. Its product is annotated as pro-neuregulin-3, membrane-bound isoform. Gene Ontology annotation, molecular function: chemorepellent activity. The record is from RefSeq and is a predicted model, not a curated record. Lineage: Eukaryota; Metazoa; Chordata; Actinopteri; Lampriformes; Lampridae. The coding region runs from base 1 to 2151 and encodes 716 amino acids. The transcript is spliced from 11 exons. Gene Ontology annotation, biological process: nervous system development; animal organ development; intracellular signal transduction.